Messenger RNA from Caenorhabditis sp. 36 PRJEB53466, 1552 nucleotides. Lineage: Eukaryota; Metazoa; Nematoda; Chromadorea; Rhabditida; Rhabditidae. The record is from the annotation of a GenBank genome assembly.
AUGACCAUCCGUCAGAAUGACCCGACAGACAGCCAAAAGUGCUGGAAGCCAAGCCCUCUGUAUGUUUUUGAGUGGGUGGGAGUCGACUGUUAUCAGUUUAGACAUUGCUGAUCAUGAUGACUGUUGCGCGAUUAUUUUUUGCUUCUUUAUUAUGUCUUAUUUCAGGUUACAACUCAGCCAACUAAAAGAGGGACGUCUGUCGGAGACCACAACAGUCAAAAUGUUAUCGUUGUUAAAGGUAAAAAGCAGUUUCAUCUAAAGUUCCUACAUCAAUGAACGUUUUUUUUUCCAGGCGCUUGCAAACAUCCACGUCUUUCUCGGCAUCGUCAUGAUUGUGCUCAGUGGUCUUGCGGAUUAUGCGAGCACGCGCAUUAACACAAUUCGGUUGCAUGGCCUCGAAGAAAUCUGCUCAUUCUAUUUUGUCCUAGUGGGGUCAGUCAGUUCAAAAGUUGUUGGCUUCCGUUCUCUUUAAACAUGAAACGUAGAGAACCGUGACUGAACCGUGAUUUGUUCAUUUCAGUGAGUCCGGAGUCUCAUCGUGAUUUGUGAGUGAGACGCUAAAGUAAUAUGUAUUUACAUAGUAGUGAAUCAUAAUAAUUGUAGCACAUCGGCAAACAAAUUAGUGAUGCUUUCAGACUGGUCGGUAUAUGCGGAAGUGCUUCUUACCGCCGGGGACUCGUCAUCACUUACCUGGUCAUGUGCAUACAUUCCAUCUUCAUUUUCGUGCCCGCCAUCAUCACUGUCUCAAGUUUUGACAUUCAUUUCUAUCAGGUAGGAUUUCGAAGAUUCUGCUGUUUUUCCAUUUUCAAAACUGAUCAUUUUGCAGCAUGAAUGCUGGGGAGAGUGCGACUGGCACUUGCUCGCCACGUCAUUCCCGACCAACAGCAGGUGUCAAAUCUUGUGCGGCGAUCACGUUGAUGACGCAAUGCGCAGGUAGACAACCGUUCCAGUUUUCCUAAAAGUGACGUGGAUAUUUUAGCAAAUGACUUAGCCAAAGCAUUAAAUUUGGGAGAAGUAUAAAUAGGCUCUUCGUACCUUUUGACGUCAAAGAUACAUAGUAAGGAUUCCAUAUUUCGUCACAUCUUUGCUGAAAACAAUUCGAUUGUUACUCAACUUAGACCAAUUCGGAACUCAAAUCACACUAGAGAGUUGAACACUUUGACAUUAAGGACGUUUUGCAACCAGACAAUAUUUUGAAAACCAAUGUAUAGACAAAUCACUGCAAAUAUCACUGCCAGCAUUUUCACAAACCCCGAUUUCCAGAAGAAUGACACGUCUCGGCACCGAUUACCGUCUCGACGCGGGCCUCAUCGCCGCCGCCAUUCUCGAGUUCCUUCUCUCAAUCGCCACUUGUGUCGUCGCUUCAAGGACACUUUUCUCUCCAUUGAAGGUUAGAUUUCUCGAUGAUUUACGAGUUCGGACAUCUAAUUACCCUCUUUUUUUCCAGGAACUGGGGGAACAAGGCGCUCAAGGAGAUUUGACCGUCGAAAUGCAACCAUUGAAUCAAUCCGAAGAGAAUACCGAUUCUGUUCACAAUGGAUCGACACAGUAA